AUGGCCGACUUGGACAAUGUCACUUACAACAUUGCGGCCUUUAUUGCUGCCCUCUUUGUAUUGGAGUUCGGCGCAGACAAGUUCAUCGACCACACCGCCAUCGUCGCUCGUCGCACCGGCAUUCCUGAUACCAUCAUUGGCCUUGUUACUGCUGGCGGAGAGUGGGAAGAGCUCGCCGUUGUGAUUGCAGCCCUCGCACGCAAUCGUCCAUCUCUGGCCAUUGGCAAUAUCAUUGGAUCUGCAAUCUCCAAUAUCCUUGGUGCCUUUUCCCUCGGUCUCUUAUUCCACGGCCAGGAAACGCAAAUCCAAUUUGACCGAAGCUCGCGCAUAUACUCGCUCGUCCUGUUACUCCUAACAACCUUUGUAACCCCAGCCACGUACUUUUCAGUUGAAACGGUAUGGUCAGUUUGCGGCUCCAUCUUGAUCGCAUUCUUUGCCAUCUACAUCGCCUCCGUCGGAUGGGCCAUCUCUCGAGGAACUCUGACUGCCCCCGAAGAUUCCGACGAUAGCAGUGACGAUGACAGCAGCAAUGAAGAUGGCGCCGGUGAUGAAAGCGAUUCAGACGAUAGCACUACUGGUCUCAUUGCUGAGUGGGCGCAUAACAGAGCCAACAGAAGCGAGGGUAGACCCUACGGUGCAAUUGAAAGCAAUCAAUCCUCGCGCCGAACUUCACAAGGUGGCAGUACGAAAAUGACAAGAGCAGCUGCAAGAGAUCGGCGACCACAUCGUACUCUCAGUUACCAUAUCUUUCACCUUUUCCUUGGGUUUGUGGCCAUCUGCCUCGCUGGCUACGUGCUUUCUCAUGCCGCCACGAGCAUUACCGAUGAACUAGGCAUGUCGGACGUGCUUUUUGGCGUAGUCAUCCUCGCAAUCGCAACGACACUCCCAGAAAAGUUCAUUGCUGUCAUGAGCGGUCGUCGAGGCCACGCCGGAAUUCUCGUGGCGAACACAGCAGGCAGUAACAUCUUCUUGCUCGCUCUCUGCUCCGGCAUCGUCAUGCUCGACACUAACGGUAAUUUUGAGCGUGGGAACGUCAAUAUUCCUGAACUGGGAGUUUUGUGGGGCUCGACUCUUGCUUUUACCGCAACGAUAUGGCUCAAUGGUAGACUUUCUCGCUUCAUCGGAAUCGGGAUGCUCAUCGCAUAUGUCGCUUUUGUAGUGCUAGAAUUCGUAGUCAUUUAUUAAAGUGUUC
Molecule: messenger RNA, 1192 nt
Organism: Exserohilum turcica Et28A
Lineage: Eukaryota; Fungi; Ascomycota; Dothideomycetes; Pleosporales; Pleosporaceae
Exons: 2
Coding region: 1-1185 (394 amino acids)
Biological process (GO): intracellular calcium ion homeostasis; calcium ion transmembrane transport
Cellular component (GO): membrane
Molecular function (GO): calcium, potassium:sodium antiporter activity; calcium channel activity
Source: RefSeq, a predicted model, not a curated record